CACGUGAUCUGUAGCUUUUCCUGUUUAGCGACGUGUAUACCGGAAGUUGAAGUAGUAGUAGACAGUAGACACGGUGGCGAUUGACAACACAUUUAUUUGGAUAAGAUAACAACUAAACAAACAUUGUAAUCAAAUUACAAUGCUGACGAAGUUUGAGACAAAGUCAGCCCGUGUUAAAGGUGAGUAAAUUAUAAUAACAUUGUACUUUAUAUGAAGCACAAGAUGAAUAUGACAAUAGAAAUAAAACUGGGUUGCCGGGCCGUGGGUAUGUAUUUUUAGGCCAAUCACAGGCAGGUUUCAACUUCUUCAGUCAUUCAGUCGGUUUUUUCAUAUGGUCUCAAUGUAGAAUUUAGUUAAUGGGCUACCAGUUAAUGCAUAGGGCCUAAUCGACAACUUUUAAAAAUGUAAGUCAUAAAAUUACCAAAUUAUUUAAUUAUUAAAUUGAUUUCAGAAGUCAAAAAGUGCCCUGUUGACUGUUGACAAUAAUGUCAAUGUUGUCUCAAAAUCAAAACUGAAAAUAUUAAGUUGUUCAUGAUAAAAAUAAUCACACAUUUGCUUGGUACUUUGGUAAAAAAUUUGGUAAUUUACCACUUGAGCGUCGGCCAAGAAAAAAUCCAGCUGUUUCGGUUUGAAGGGCUAUUUAAACAAUUAUUCUUAUCUUGUUUUUACGACGUUGUACAUAUUCAUUCCAGCACAUAGACAGUAGAACAAACAACACAAGACAAUUUAAAAAAAUAGAAAAUGUAAAACAAUUUAAUUAAAAAAAAAAAAUUAAAAUAGAAGAAAUCAAACAAUGUAAUGUGUAAAAAUAACAUUAUGCAUAGUUCUCCCCCAAGGCGAGAAUGAAGUUCUUGAAAAUAUCAUUUGGGGAAGAACUAUGCAUCUUGACCUACAUUCCAACCUAUUGUUUUUUCUUUUUUGGUCAACCUUAAUUUUGGAACUUCAUAGGUAUAAAUUAGGCAUCUUUCCCUAAAAAAAUUUUGAAGGAAUUAGAAUAACUUGUCUUUCGUAUUAGUUAUUGAAAUGCGUUACAUAUUGAUUUAUAAGUGAUAUAUUGAUCUAUGUGACUAUGUGUGUGCCAAUUCUAAUUGAAGCAGGUCGUGUCCGGCGUUCACUAUGCUCGUCCCAGUAAUCUGCACUAUCGUAAGGUUUCUCAGCCCAAUUUUUAAUGAUGGAAGAUGUUAUACUUACUAGCUAAUCAAUUAUUACCCCUGUUUACAUCAAAAUAUUUGAUAAAUUGUGUUUUAGAAUGAACUUAGAAGGUAUUUUAACAAGAAUGUUUUAAUUUCAGGUUUAUAAACCAGUAGCGUCCAUACAAUAAAUUAUCAUAAUUUGCAGUGUGCAAAACAUUGUCAUGGGCAACCAUUAAGUCAUUUUUGCAUAUGCUACUGUAGUAUUAUUCUCAUGGCUUCAUUCACAAGAGAUUGCUGUUGGCAAACACUAAUAAAUCAUUGGUCAGGAAAAGCUUUAAUUAAUAAGUCAUGUUCUAAAGUUGAAGUUCAAAAUAAAUAGUCCCAGACCAAUAUUAUUUUAAAGGGAACACCUUGCCUUACAUUGUCUAUUUAUCUGAUAUAAUGGACACUUUUGACUUAUUAUUUAUUAAAUUUAAUGAUGAUGCAUAUUACAUUGCUAGAUAAGUUACAAUGUAUUUAUAAUUGUUUGAUAGUGUUAACAUUAAUGUUAAAAGUAGAACUUUUAAUACCUAACUUAAAUCCUGAAAAUAAAAGUUGUAUAAAAUUAAAAUGUAAAGAAGAGUUAUACUAUAACAUAUAGCGAAUAACUCAAUCAGCGGAAUUGGGUCACAAAAUGUAGAGGUCCAGCCCAUGGUAAAAAAGUUGCACAUGGAGUCGCACGUUACCAUUUCAUAUCUCAAAAGGUAUUAAAGCUGGGAAGUUGAUUCUGGUUCCAUUUUAUUAUAUUUCUUUUGAAGUUUGCUCAAUACAAAUGUGAUAUUUUUAUAAGUUUUUGGAAUUUAAAAAAAAAAACGAAAUACCUACCUUACAGUCAAAGUUCAUUGUUUUUAUAGCCCGUUUUAGGUAAUAAAUACUCAGAUGUUGCUUGAUAGAGGUAGAAUUGUAUCCAAUGCACAGGAACAAGAAAAUGAUAACUGUUUAUGCCCUUUUAUUAAUAUAUCACUUUUUAAAAUAACAUAAUUUUUUUAAAUUUAGCCUAUUUUGCAUGUUAUUUUCUUUUGUGAAGCAAGUAAAAAGAGUGUAAAGUGUAUUAUUUAUUCUAUUUGCAGGGCUGUCAUUUCAUCCUAAAAGACCCUGGGUUUUGGCAUCUCUUCACAAUGGUGUUGUCCAGUUAUGGGACUACCGAAUGUGUACUCUUAUUGACAAAUUUGAUGAGCAUGAUGGUACGAUUAAUUCAAGUUAAAUUUUUGUAAUUUUAGCUAAUAUGUAGUAGAACUCCUUUAUAAAUAAUCAACAUACUUUUGCCUGAGUAAGAAAUCAAUCAAUCUAUCCUUUGCAUACUCAGGUCCAGUUCGUGGGAUUAACUUUCACCAACAGCAGCCUCUCUUUGUGUCUGGUGGUGAUGAUUACAAAAUAAAGGUAUUUUUUGCUUAACUUGGAAAUUCAAAGAAUAGAUAUUUUAGUAUCAAGUUUAAUUUUUUUUAAAUGAUAUUUAUGCAAUUUUUUUGGUAGCUUUUAACAAUUUUUUUUUGAAUGGUUCUGAUUUUAAUGAAACUCUGCAAGACACACUUGUGCUGCUAUUAAGAAUGAUACUAGAUAUUUUAAAUGAAAAUUUCUUUUGGUAAUAUUAUUUUAAUGUGUUUUUUGGUGGUAUAGGUCUGGAAUUACAAACAGAGAAGAUGUUUGUUUACACUUCUAGGUCACUUGGACUACAUUCGAACAACCUUCUUUCACCAUGUGAGUGUUGAUCAACUGAUUUAUGCACUUUCAAAAUUAAUUUAUAUAUUGUGCUCAUAAUUUGCAUUUCAGUUUUUGCUUAAUUAAUCUUCUUUUUCAUUAAUGGCAUAAAUAUGAAAUUACAUCAUACUUUUUUUUUUUUUCAACAGGAAUAUCCUUGGAUUUUAAGUUCCUCAGAUGAUCAGACUAUCAGGAUAUGGAAUUGGCAAUCACGUACAUGCAUCAGGUAGGCAAAUAUGUCUGUAAUCAAUUUCAGAGACUGUUUAAUCCUCUUUGUACUGUGUGAUGUGGUAAUUCAAAUCACCCUUAAUCUUUAUUUUUUAAAAAUUGUAUGGUUUUGUUUUUAUGUUAUCCUAUUUUUAAAAGUUCUUUGUUCAAUUUUUUUCAGUGUUCUGACUGGGCACAGCCAUUAUGUGAUGUGUGCACAAUUCCAUGCUUCAGAGGACAUGGUUGUUUCUGCUUCAUUGGAUCAAACAGUUAGAGUCUGGGAUAUUUCAGGUAUUUUAAAAAAAAUUUUGGGGAUUAGGCUAGUAUCUUAUUGUUUUUUACAAAAUAACUUAAUUUUUUUUUCUCUUCUUCAUUUCAUGGUGUUAACCAUUUAUAAUUCUUUUUUUCAGGUCUUAGGAAAAAAAAUGUUGCUCCUGGUCCAGGUGGCAUUGAGGACAGAUUACGAAAUCCUGGUCAGACAGAUCUUUUUGGAACUUCAGAUGCAAUAGUUAAGCAUGUUUUGGAAGGCCAUGACAGGGGUGUGAACUGGGCAGCUUUUCAUCCCACCCUGCCAUUGAUAGUCUCUGGUGCUGAUGACAGACAAAUUAAACUUUGGAGGAUGAAUGGUAGGCUGUUAGUAUGUGUAUUUCUUUGCAGAAAUACUGCUAUCAAUAUUUAGCCAAUCAAAGAUAGAAUAAUUUUUGUUUGUGAAAUUGAAUCUUUCAAAUUGUAUUCUAAUGCAGAGUCCAAGGCCUGGGAAGUGGACACCUGCAGGGGUCACUACAACAAUGUUUCCUGUUGUUUGUUCCAUCCCCGCCAGGAGUUGAUUCUCAGUAACUCUGAGGACAAAAGUAUUAGAGUGUGGGAUAUGAGUAAACGGUAAGCGUUACUGAUAUAUUUGCAUUUUCUUAUUUUUUCAUUAAAUGAAGUUUAGUAGUUCAGGCUAAAAUUUUGCCCCAAAUUAGAUUUGUGGCCUUCUGGUUACAUAUAAAUGACAAAAAUCUCAUCUGAAACUGAAUCAUAUUAAUCUAAGAGUAAGAGCAAGAUAAAUCAAGAUUGCCCUUAAUCUUGCGGUUUCAUCAUUCUCAGAACUGGAGUGCAGACCUUCAGACGUGAACAUGACAGAUUCUGGGUGAUGGCAGCACAUCCUUCGCUCAAUCUAUUUGCUGCAGGUAUGAAAAGGAUGGGGUUCAAUAGCCUUUGGCAAACAUUUUUUUUUUUAAAAAUAAUUUGAAAUCAGUUUUGUUUUAUUACUAAAAAAAAUCUAUCUUCCAAAUAAUGGAGUAAACAAACGAUUGUUUUACAGUAAAAUUAAGCUUGAUAUUUUUGAGAGAUUUAAGAAGAAAAAGUGAAAGUUAAUGGACUUAAAUAUUAUUUAGUGAGCAUCCAUCCCUGUGGCACUACAAGUAUGGCCUUGGCCUGCCUCAUACUUCCUUCAACUCAGACUUAACUGAUGCAUUCCUUUCCAUGCUUGGAUUCCCAGCUGCUGUUGAUCUUUUUCCACAUCAUCCAUCCAUCUAAGCAUAGGUCUUCUAAGCAUAGGGCUGCCUUUGAGCUGUUUUCCUCUGGGGUUUUGGUAGUGCACCCUCUUCACUCCUCUGUCAUUUGGCAUUCUUUCUAAGUGUCCAGCCCAGCUUAGCCUGCCCAUCUUUAUUUCUGCUAUUAGCCUGCGAUCCUGAAAUAGUCAAUACAAUUCCUGUUGGGUCAGAAUUCUGUGUCCAUAUUCAUCCUUUGUUGGUCCAUAUAUUUUCCUGAGAACUUUUCUCUCCCAUCUGUUUAAUAGGUUUACAUUUUAUGUUAAGAUCCAAGUUUCAUUUGCGUAUGGUCUGAUUUUAGUAAUUCAUUUCUUUCAUUAUUAAGGAUCCUAGUUAUUUGAAUUGAUUUACUUUUUAAAAAGUGUGUUUCUAGUUGUAUUGGUUUCAUCUGUCUAUUCUGUAACAUAGUCAUGUAUUUUGUUAACUGCCAGGCCUGCUUGUAUCGAUAAGUCUUCUAAUUCAAUAAAAGUUUUUGAUAUGUCUUUAUUAAUUUUCCCUAACAGUGCUAUGUCAUCAGCAUAUGCAAGAUAAUGAAGGGGUUGGUUGUAGAGAGUGCUUAUUGGUUGGGGGUCUUGGGGUUUCCCUCAGAAAGUAUCCUGUUAUUGUUACUUAGGUGUCAAUGUGUACGCUUCUUGUAACUGUCUCUAAUGUUUGGUUAAAAAGCAGUGUCCUUGUCUAACGCCUUGUCUAUUCUGAAAUUCUCUUAAAUAUUCUCCCUGAACCUUGAUUUUGCUUUUUGAGUUGUUUAAUUUUAUAUGUACCAUUCUUGUCAGUUUUUUGGGUAUGUCAAACUCCUGCACAGUCUCAUAUAGAUAUUUUCUUUUGAUGCAGUCAUAGGCCAUUUUAUAGUCCACAUAGAGUUGAUGUACUGGGAUGUCAGAAAUAGUAACAUUUCUGUAAUAGGCAUAUGGUGGAGGGAAUCUGAUAAGUCGUUGAUCUGUUUGGCUCUGAAUCCACAUUGGUAGUCAACUAGUAUUAGUUCAGUGUACAGUUGACUUAGUCAGUAAAUUAGUGAGCAUAAACACUGUAAAUUCUGCAUUUCUAUGGGCUCAAUUUUAGAAAAAGCAGUUAAGUUAAUAAAUAUUUUUAAGCUUAUUAUUUAUAAAUUAUAAAAUUUGUGAUCACAGAAAUUUAGCACAUUUACAGAUAUUUAAAGGUUUUGUUGUAAUUUAAUUCAUAUGCUCAUUAAGUUAAUCUGAGGACAUUCUUUUGGUCCAGAGCUAAUUUUUUGCAAAUCUCCCAAAAAUUCUAAGUGGUGAUGUUUUUUGAAAAUAAAAAUCAGGUCAUGAUGGUGGUAUGAUCAUUUUUAAGUUGGAGAGAGAACGGCCUCCAUUCUCUGUGCACAAUAACAUCUUGUACUAUGUCAAGGAGAAAUACCUGAGGAAGUUAGAUUUCACCAACUCUAAAGAUGUGGCUGUGAUGCAGCUGCGAGGGUAAGCAUGGAUGUGCUUGUCUAACUUUUUCCCACUAUUUUUCUCAGAAUAUGCACAGUAUUCCACAACAUAUGUUGUGUGUGAUUACUUUAUAGAGGUUAUUACAUUUAAUUAAUGAGUAAUGUAUUGCUGUACUAUUUUGUCUUAUAUUUAAAAAAAAAAUGAAAUAUUCUGUUUUAUAUUUUCCAUUUAUUCAUCAUCAGAGGAGCAAGGGCACCUAUCUAUUCAAUGUCUUACAACCCAGCAGAGAAUGCAAUUUUGUUGUGCACUGUAAGUUGUUCUUUUCUCAUUCCAUACUUAAAUAGUUUUAAAAACUCAUAUAUAAAAUUAAGUAUAACCAAAAUGACCAAUAGUGUUAAUUAUUUAGCAUUAUUUAUUUUUUUAUCUUAUAAAUGUUCUCAAUGUAAACUUGCUUCAGAAGUGUUCUUCCAAUGCUGAAAAUAGCACUUACGAUCUGUAUGUUGUACCCAAAGAGUCAGAUUCUCAAAAUCCAGAUGGUAAGAAAAAUUCCAUUUAUUUUUUAAUGUUAGAUGUGACAUUUAUUAUAUUGGUUAUCUAAUUGUUAUUGUAAAAUGUGAGUAAAAGCUUUGAGUUGAUGUCUUGCUCCAGCUUAGCUUUAGUAAUAAUUUCUGAAUAAAAUAGCAGAUGUAUUUGUUAUGCAUUAGAUUUAAAAUUGAAAACCAUUCAUAUUUUGUUUUGAUUCAGCAUUUAAAUAUAAAAUUAUGAAGCCUUUGUUUUUUCAAAAAGUUAAAUAAUUAACAUUUUAUUUAUCUCGAAUUUGGAACCAAUCACAAAAUUAGUUUAAUCUUUUCCCUCAGCACCUGAAGGCAAACGAUCAUCUGGGCUGACUGCUGUCUGGGUGGCCAGAAACAGGUUUGCUGUGUUGGACAGAACACAUUCUGUGAGUCAUCUUCUAUAUUUAUCAAUGCAGGGGUGGACAAAUGAUGCUUGUGUCAAAUAAUAGAACAAGAACCAGGGGCUGCACUUGCAGACCUGUUUACUCUUACGACUUUGGCGUACAAUGUAUGAUUUUUAGAAGUCUUUUACGAUUGUACGCCGAGACCCGCCAAAACUACGAUUUUCAGAGACCCACCCGGUGAACAAAUAUUUGUGUCAUUUUGUCCAAUUUAAACAAAAAUUAAAAAUUUUCGGUUGUGGAAGCUUUAGCCCUUAUGGCCCCGCAUUGAAUGGACCCAGAAAACAACGAUGGGAUUUUGUAUAUUUUUUUAUAGUUGGACCAUCCUUCAUUAUAUUUAUGUACGCACUGAAAGGGGAGGUGGUGGUUGUUGAUUAAAGAGAUUGGUGGCAUACCAGAAAUACAGGUUGGGGGGGGGGGGAAAGGUGGGAGUUUCAAAAGAUAUAAAAAUAUCACAGAAACGCAUCCUAUUGAUGGUGGUGAUUGUAUUAGUGUUGCUUUUGGACCAUCCUUCAUUAUAUUUAUGUACGCACUGAAAGGGGAGGUGGUGGUUGUUGAUUAAAGAGAUUGGUGGCAUACCAGAAAUACAGGUUGGGGGGGGGGGGAAAGGGGGGAGUUUCAAAAGAUAUAAAAAUAUCACAGCAACGCAUCCUAUUGAUGGUGGUGAUUGUCUUAGUGUUGCUUUGCGUGUCACAGUGAACCAGCUAGCUGUGUCAGCAGCAAUCUUUAGGCUUGUCGCCUGGCAACAACUUCACUCACCACCUCCUAGGACUGCUACUGCUAGCAUGCGUGUGUUCGUCUGAACCGCGGGGAUUGUGAAGAGAGAAAACUAGAGGUGUGAGAUAGAGGCCGACCGAAUUUCGGCUUCGGUUUCGGCACCGAAAGUGGCCAUUUUAUCACUUUCGGCCAAUUUUCGGUUUCGGUCGAAAGAGAAAAGUUAACUUUCGGUUUUUCUUCGGUUUCGGACGAAAUUUACUUAGACUUUCGGCCGUCCGUCCGGCCGAAAGUGACUCAGGUUUUCGGUCAUUUUAUACUAAGCAAAAGCAAUAUUUAACAACAAACUAAGCGACAUUUAAGAACAAACUAAACGAUCUUUAAAACAAACUAAGCAAUCUUUAAGAACAAUCUAAGUGAUCUUUAAUAACAAACUAAACGAUUUUUAAGAGCGAACUGAACGAUCUUUAAGAACAAAACAAAUGAUCUUUAAUGAUUUAUAAGAAUAAACUAAGCGAUCUUUAACAGAAGACUAAAUGUUCGUUAGGAACAAACUGAAAGAUCUUUAAGAACAAACUAAUUGAUCUUAAGGAACAAACUCAAUUAUCUUUAAGAACAAACUAAGCGAUCUUUAUGAAAAAACUAAGCGAAUUUACAAAAAACUAAGCGAUCUUUAUGAACAAACUAAACGAUCUUUAAGAACAAAUAAAGCUAUCAUUAACAAAAACUAGACGAUCUUUAACAACAAACUAAUGCGAUCUUUAAGAACAAAUAAAGCUAUCAUUAACAAAAACUAGACGAUCUUUAACAACAAACUAAUGCGAUCUUUAAUAACAAACUAAACGAUCUUUAACAACAAACCAGGCGAUCUUUAUGAACAAACUAACCGAUCUUUAAGAAAAAAAUAAAGAGAUCAUUAACAAAAACUGGACGAUCUUUAACAACAAACUAAGCGAUCUUUUACAACAAACUAAACGAUCUUUAACAACAAACUAAGCGAUCUUUAACAACAAACUAAGCGAUCUUUAACAACAAACUAAGCGAUCUUUAACAACAAACUAAGCGAUCUUUAAGAACAAACUAAACGGUCUUUAACAACAAACUAAACGAUCUUUAACAACAAACUAAGCGAUCUUUAAGAACAAACUAAACGGUCUUUAACAUCAAACUAAGCGAUCUUUAACAACAAACUAAGUGAUCUUUAAGAACAAAUUAAGCGAUCUUUAAGAUGAAACUAAGCGAUAUUUUUGAACAAUCUAAGCGAUCUUUAUGAACAAACUCACCGAUCUUUAAGAACAAACUAACCGAUCAAUAACAACCAACUAAACGAUCUUUAAAAACAAAUUAAGUGAUCUUUUAGAACCAUAUUUUUAGAGACCCGGUUUAAAAAAAUAAUAUUUUGCAUUAAUUUCCUCUCCUCCCCCCCCCCCAUCCCCAUCCCCAAUUUUUGCCAAAUUUUCUCCUACCAUACAAAUUUGAAAAAAUUGUAAAGCAAUUUAAAUUACUUUUAUAUUAAAAUGGUAAAAUCCAAAGUAUUCAUUAGAUCAAGGGUAUCAAACUCAAAUUAUGGGGGGGAGGGGGGCACAGGAGGUAGUGUCUGAAUAAUUACACUAAACUUUUCUGUCAUGUAGCGGGCCGCAAAAUAUCGUCUUGCGGGUCACAAAUGGCUCCCUGGCCGCGAGUUUGAGACCCCUAAAUUAGAUGUUUAUUUAUUAAUAUUUACGAUUAUCUCAUUUUUAUAAAAAGAAUGUAAAUAUUUAUACUUUCCCACAUCAUUUUCGAUGUAAGCAGAAUGUAUGCGGGAACGAAUUUCAAAAUAUCUUAAUAUUUCAUUUUCGGUUUCGGCCAAAAUUCAUUUUUAAACUUUCGUCCUUUUUUCGGCUUCGGCCGAAAUCAGAAAAUCACUUUCGGUCGGUCUCUAGUGUGAGAUUUAGUCAGUGGCAUUAAAAAAAAUAUUUUAGAUCUCGCAAAGCAGCUCUAUCCAGAGGCGUAGCGAGCGGGGCCAGGAGGGGACAGAUUCCCCGGGCGCCAGCUAGUUAGGGGGGCAUGUUUCUUUCAGAAAUUUUCCCCAGGGGGGAGCACUUCAGAUUUUCGGGGAAGGGUUACUUCAGAUUUUUCGGGGGUUGGGGGGGGGCAGUGCCAUCAGUUCCAGUUGAUUUAUUGUUGGACAUAUUUUUGCUCCUGGGGGCACUUGGCUUUCCCCGGGGGAGGGGCACUGCCCCCCCUCCCAGAGAUAUAGCUGAAAGAAACCCUGUUUAGGGGCGCCAAAAUGUGCUUUGAUAUUAUUUUAUUGAUGAAAAUAAUGGGCUUGAGAGUUGAAAAAAAGAAAAAGGGGCACUUUAAAAUGGAUCUUGUCCCCGGGCGCCAAACACCCUCGCUACGCCUCUGACUCUAUCCCCCUCAACGAUUUUAAUACAAUUAAACAGUUUUGUAUCACUACUGCUACUACUGUGCCCCUCCCCCCCCCUCAUUUUUGUUUACAGCUUGUGGUAGUUACUAGUCUCUGAUACUAUAGCAGUGGUCGGCAAGCCGCGGCUCGUCCAGACUGCGGCUCGGCCAGUCAACUACAAAGCGGUUUUUACUCCGAAAAACAUGGUCCUUGACAGGUUCUUGAAAAUAAAUUUGGCUCGCAAAAUUUGUUUAAUGGUCCUGCUGCUGAUUUGGGCUCUUUUGACCAAUGAGUAUGCUGACCACUGCUCUUUAGUAUGUGAACGUAAAAACUCAGGGGCAUAUUGGAUAGGCGAGGGCACUAUGUUUUUCCUAUUAAUGAGGGUGGGGGAAGGUGGGUUCGUCACCAGCACGGAAAUACGUGUUAGUGGACUAGUGUGUUGUCACUAUGUCGUGUUAAAUAUGACUACUACAGCGACCUCUUUAUGAAAACACAAAGCAUUAGUAUACGGUAUACGAUAAAUGCGAAGCAUUGUGGUAUUUGUAUAGCCUUAAUAAUAAUAAUAAUAGACCUAAUUAGAAUUCGUGGAUUUCAGAUUUUCAUGUGACAGUUGGCUCUAUAAGAGACUGUCAGGAAUCAGGAUAAUUAUUGUAGAAUUUAUGCCUACAUGUAGGUGCAUUCUGGUGCCCCCCCCCCCCCCCUCCAACCCAAUCAAAACUCAUACGCAUCCUCAGCGAGUAAGUCAUAUUUGGAUGGCCCUUUAAGUUGGCAAGGCGUGCAGCUGGGGGCGAGCUAGGAAUCAUUGUUAACUUUUUCAUUUUUAUUUGAAAUGUUAUAUAUGGGCUGUCCAAACAGCUCUGGCGCUAGAAUUUGGCUGCAUUGACCUAUGUGCACAUUGCGUGAUUUUAAUGUUACCAUUAUCAUUAAUGGAAUCGGCAAUCAUUCUUGUUUUCGGUUCCGUAGUUGACCUCACUUAGUAUUUUACGAUAUGACCUCGACAAAAAGAAAGGCUCGCGGAAUGGGCGAUGAAGAAGAAACUUCUCUUUCUACCGAUAAACAUCCGAUUCAACAACAGAAAAAGAAAGUUUAUCAGCAGAUAGUCUUGCUUGAAUAUCAGACUAAAUUGACUGGGUUGCGUUCUUCGUCGAAUGGUCCAUCAUGCGCGCACUGCACAAUUACACAAUCUGCAAGUCGGACUUUUCAUGAACAAUCUAUCAGGGACAAAAGGAGUGGUGUUGAUUUAGGAAAUUUUGGGUUUGGCGUGGGUCUAAAUACUUAAAUCUAUACAAUCAACACCGCGACAUUUCCGUAAUGACAGGUUGGGGGGGGGGGCCUGCUCCUCGGCAGAAAGAACGUACGUUAUUUAAAAAGUCUACAAUAUUCAUCUCCUAACUCUGAAAGUCCAAAAAUAGCAUUCUAUUUAUAUCUCGAAUGCUGUAAAAUACCACCCGAUGUUUUGUAGGAAUUAUUGCGGUGAUGUUGUCAAGAUGUAUUUUCACCAAUAAACUCGUUAGCAGUAGUAGAGAAGUUACAGUUGUGUUUAGUCAUGAGUGUUCAGCGCGCGUGUGACGCAUAUUUCGUUGGGCUACGCCAGUGGUUCUUAUAAUUUUGUUUCCCGGCGCAUAUGUCAUAUUAGGUUUUCGCCAGGGUUUCCUGGAUGAAAUUCUUACAAGUACACUUCGAAAUAGGGAAUACACAAAUAAAAUAAAGGGUGGGAUAAAAAUAAAUAUAUCGUUUAUGGAGGUAACAAACAUGGAGGUAUCUAUAGCAGAUGCAGGUCUUCAAAAUGAAGUGACCGCAGUUUGCAGUUAACGUCAGUCGAAUACUGAUUACCUUACAGUUCCAUUUUUUAACAAACCGCUGAACUGGAUGCCACUGAACACGCUAUACCAGUAGAUGCUGUAUACAUUAUAUAUUAUAUAUACUGUAUAUUUAUGUAUUUACUAUUAAGAUACUGUAUUGUACGAUUUUGAGACGAUAUUGUACGAUUUUAGGAGUUUGAGGGUAAACAGGUCUGCACUUGAUUUAUUUAAUUUUCUUUUCGAUCCCACCUUGUCAAAGAAUUGUCUGCCUUGAACUGGAACAAGUUUGGUCAAUCUAAAUCUCUAAGUUUAGCUCCCUGGUCUUUUCUUUAAUGUUUUUAACAUUGCUACUAUUUUAUUGAAAUAUCAGAAAGUUUCCUGCAGCUAAGAUACUGUUGCAUUUUUGUGUGAUUAGCUCAUUAGUUUUAACAAAUAUUUUCUUGGGUCUCCACAGAUCAUAAUAAAAAAUCUGAAAAAUGAAAUAACCAAGAAGGUUCAAGCUCCCAACUGUGAAGACAUCUUCUACGCUGGAACUGGCUGCCUCUUGCUGAAAGAGGCUGAUGCUGUCACACUCUUUGAUGUCCAACAGAAAAGGUAAGCUAACCAACCUCUAACACAGCUAGUUUGUUUUUUUAUGAACAGCUGACAAGUUUUUAAAUAUUUGUAUUUUUGAACUUGGCUUUUUAAAAAGUACUUCACUAUUUAACUAAACUAAUUCAACUGUUUAAUUCAACUAAACUUAUCUCCCUAAAAACGAGUGUCAGUUAAUGUAUUAUUAUUUUUUUGUACUUACAUAAAAUUUUUAUGAAUAUAUUUUUUGAUUUGGCAGAUAAUGACAAGCUAUUGUAACUUUUAUUUUUUUGGUAUUAUUUGAACCUUAGCUUACUUAUUUUCUUUGGACUUACAAAAGGUGCUUGUAUGGAUCUUAUCAAUUGUUAAAUUUCAGAACCCUUGCUACUGUCAAGAUUUCAAAGGUGAAGUUUGUCAUUUGGUCUAAUGACAUGUCAACUGUAGCUCUGAUCAGCAAACAUAGUAAGUUUCCAGCUUCGAAUUUAUUUUCAUUACUAUCCAGAACUUUUUGUAGGCUUGAUUUUUUCACUGUACAAAUGAUACUUGAAUUGGAUUUUAUAUUCUGAGGGAAAGCAAAUAAAGUUUCUGUAUUUAGUUUAUCCAUGUUUCUAGUCUGAUUGAACUGAGCUGCAAGUUAAAUAUUUUAUAGAGUUAAUUGGCUUUUUUUUGGUCUUGUUUUCUUCAGUUAUCUCAAUUUGCAAUCGUAAACUGGAAAACCUGUGCACCAUCCAUGAGAACAUUCGCAUUAAGUCUGGCUCCUGGGAUGAGAGUGGAGUGUUUGUCUACACCACAUCUAAUCACAUUAAAUAUGCACUCACCAAUGGGUAGGUUUGAGAUUAUUGUGAAUAAUGAAAAGAAUAUACCAGCAUUUUUAAAGUUUAACAGGUGAAUCAAAUUUUAUAAUAACUUACUUACUUAUGCCUUUACCCCGACUGGGGCAUGGGCCAUCUACAAUAUUUUCCAUUCAUCUCGGUCCAGUGAUUUCCUUCCCAGUUGCUUCCAGGUGUAUCCCAUACUUUGUGUGUCUACCUCUAGUUCAUGUCUCCAUGUGUUCUUAGGCCUUCUUCUCUUAUCCCUGUGGAUUUCAUGUUAGGGAUUGUCUCAUGAUGUUACCUGGGUUUUUUUAGAGAGUGUACCCUAUCAACCUCCAUCUUUUGCUUUUGUCUUCAUCAAUAGGCUCCUGGUAUGUCCUUUUGAGUAAGUCUUUGUUGGUAAUGGUGUUUGGCCAUUUGAUCCUCAGGAUCUUUCUAAGACAAGUGUAUAUCAAGGUCUGUACUUUAUGUGUAGCAUAAUACUGGCUGUUUUGACAUUUAUGUUGAAGAUUCUGACUUUCUUUUUUUUUUUUUUCAGAGUCAACAUUUUUAACUCCCAUAUUUUCUUUCAUAGCAUAAAUGCUGACCUAUUCUUUCCAAUACUAGCCCUGAUAUUGGCUUAAGAUCCACUAUUUAUGUCAAUGGUGCUGCCUAAGUAUGUGAAUACCUCCACUUCAUCCAGUGCAUUUCCUGCCAUAGAGAUAUGCACUCAGUUGGCCGAGUUUACAGUCUUGCUUUAUUUAUAUUGAGCCCGCACUGUGCUAAAAUGGUGGCUAUGUAUUUAACCUUUUUCUGCAUUUGUUGCUUGUUGUGGGACAGAAGGGCAAUGCCAUCUGCAAAGUCUAGGUCUAUCAGUUGUUCCCAGAGUGUCUACUCUAUCCUAUUCCUCUUUUUGUCACUUGAUUUUUUCAUUAUCCAGUCAAUGGAGAGGAUGAAUAGGAAGGGGGACAAGAGACAUCCUUUCCAGACUCCUGUUUCUAUUUUAAAGGCAUCUGUGAGUCUACCCUUGUGUACCACCCUGCAAGUCAUUUCUUCAUAAGAACUCUGAAUGAUCCUGACUAGUUUUCAUAGUACCCCAUAGUGCCAAAGAAGUUUCCACAGGGUUCUUUGGUACAGGCUAUAAUUUUAUAAUAAAGUAAUAUAAAAAGAAGGAAAAAAAGAACAGGGUGCAUUUUAUUUUCAAAGUAACACAGGACUGCUGUCUAAUUCAAUAUUUUACACUAAUAAUUUCUUUUUUUUUCAAAAUAUGUAUUUAAAGAAAUAUCAUUCUGUAUUACACAAUUGUAAUAAUCAGUUUCAGUGUGUUGUUAGAAGCUGCUAGAAAAAAUUAGAAACAGCUGCAUGGAAGAUUUGUUUUCUUGGCCACAUUCACUAUAAAAUAAUAGUGUAAACAUUAGUUAUUUCCAAUAACUUUUAAAACUCAUUUUAAGGUAACAAAAAAGUUGAUUAAUCUGGACCUGACAACUUUAUAUACUUCUAAAGAACUGAUCCUGAUUGGUUAAUGUAGAUUCUAAGGUUUAACUAGCCAUUAUUUUUUCAGCGAUCAUGGAAUCAUUAGAACACUGGACCUGCCAAUCUACAUUACUCGUAUCAAAGGCAACUCAGUCUACUGCUUAGACAGGGAGUGUCGCCCCAGAGUUCUCAGCGUUGACCCCACAGAGUUCAAAUUCAAGCUGGCCCUUGUGAACAGAAAAUAUGAAGAGGUAAGGCACUUCUCUCUGUCAGGUAUCAGUGUUAUUAAACACUAUAUUCCUCAUCAUUAAACUUACAGCAUAAAUGCCCUACAAAGUGCAUACUACUUCAACCUGUUUUCUAGCACAUAUGUGGAACAGCAGUAAAAAAAAGUUUGUCAUACAAAUUUAUAGCAUUUCUGUGAAAUUAGCUUUAAAAACAAGCAUGUUCAUUUGACCCGGAAGUAAUGAAAAGAUAUGUAACAUUUGUGCUAGGUAUUGCUCUACAUUUUUUGUAUAUUUUCCUUUUACAAAAAGAUAAAGUCUCCAUCUGUUUUUAUCCAGGUUCUCCACAUGGUUAGACAUGCCAAACUUGUAGGCCAGUCCAUCAUAUCUUAUCUCCAAAAGAAGGGAUACCCAGAAGUGGCUCUGCAUUUUGUCAAGGAUGAGAAAACAAGAUUUGGCCUGGCACUCGAGUGUGGAAACAUCGAGGUCCGUUUUCAUUUCUGCUGCUCACCUAUUUAACAUGCCAUAUUUUCUUUGCUUUUCUCCAGUGAUCAGUUUAAAUUUAUAGAGACUUAAUUUUUGUUAAAGUUUUGUAAGUGUUGAUGAUAGCUGAUGAGAUGAUGAUUACAAAAAAAUUAAUCUGUAAUUUUAAUUGUAUGUUCUUGUGUUGUCACUGGAAAAUAUAAUUUCUUUAUUUUUCAGAUUGCCUUAGAGGCUGCCAAAGCUCUUGAUGAUGCUGCUUGUUGGGAGAAGUUGGGUGAGGCAGCAUUAUUGCAGGGCAACCAUCAGAUUGUUGAGAUGGCGUACCAGAAGACCAAAAACUUUGACAAGCUUUCCUUCCUGUACUUGAUUACUGGCAACUUGGAGAAGCUUAGAAAGAUGAUGAAAAUAGGUUUGAGUUUACAUUAUUGUUUCUAUAUGUAAAUUUGAUACAUUGGUUAGUUAUCACAGAGACAAAUGGUUUUAAAUUCUAUAUGAUUAAGUGCUUGUACAGUUUACACACAGGUGCCACAAAGAUACAAUCCUAAUUACACUUUCAGAUUUAAUUUUCAUUGAUAGAAUAAAGCUUACACCUUUAAAUCGUACAUUGUUGCCAAGAAGGACAUGAUUACCAAUGUUUAAUAUUCUCAAAAGAACAAAAAACUCUUGAAAAGAUUAUAUGUCUUUGUUCAUACUAACUAAACUUAUUAGUGAUUGACAGCUCUAUUUAUAACCAUCGAUUGAAUGAGUAGAAAGUACAGCAUUUCAAAGAUAAAAUUAAUUUUUAUUUAAUGUUUUGCAGCUGAGAUCCGCAAGGACACAAGUGGACAUUACCAGAAUGCUCUCUUGCUGGGAGAUGUUACUGAGAGAGUCAAGAUUCUUAAAGGUUGUGGACAAAGUAAGUUUUUUGCAGCAUUUCGGCCAUGUGUUCUCUAAGGAUCUUUGAAUUUUAACAUUUUUAUUUGCUAAUUAAACCCAUGGAAAGCUUCCAUUUCUCCACAAAUCUAAAAAAGAAGUUCUAUUGAGGCAUUAAAAAAUUUCUAAAUAUCUGUGAUGUGUUAAUUUUCUAUGAAAUGUCGAAUAUUUGGAUUUUUUGGGUAUUUUGAACAAUCUUUGUUUUACAAGGUUAAGUCAUAAAUUGAAUAAACAGUCGUUAAGCUAUCUGACAAAUGGAGCCAAUGAUUUUAAAAAAUGUAUUCAAGCUUUUUGUAUUACAUUAUCUUUGUCUAUUUCUGUAGAGUCCUUGGCAUAUCUGACUGCUGCAACACAUGGACUGGAAGAAGAAGCUGAGGAGUUGAAAUCCGGAUUUGGUGAAGGGGAAAGAGUACCUGAUCUGUACCCUAGCGCAUCACUGCUCCAGCCCCCAGUCCCCAUUACUCAACAAGAAUCCAACUGGCCUCUACUCACUGUGUCUAAAGGAUUCUUUGAAGGAGCAAUGGCAGCGAAAGGAGGUAGUCAUCCUCAUCUUUAGUAAUGUCUGUCCUCUUUAUUUGUCUUCCCCUAUUUUGUUGUGACUAUUGUAGUCCUUCAGUUUCUUUCAACGGUAUGAACUGCUUCUUUGUCAUUUAACUUUGUUUCAAUCUUGACUUGCUUGUUAGCUUUAACAUAAUUUUGUCAGACCAUUUGAAACCCUUGGAUCCUGUAAAAGAAAAAAGAAAAGCUCAAAAUGUGAUCUUUUUCUAUUUCCAGUGCUAGCAGUGCCUCUCUUUGAAUCCAUGAUGAUAUUCCAUAUAUAUUUGUGAAUAAUGUAGUACAUGUUGAAGUCUGUUUUCGCUUAAACUUAUUGCAACCAUCAUCUGGUUAUACUGCAUUUAGCUUUUGAUUAUGAUUAGAUCUAUGAGCUACUGCACGUGUCUGACAAAAUAUAUUUCAGCAAGUUCACACAUCUUGGUUAUGUCCAUCUAACCCCAAAAUAUUGUCCCUCUCAAACAGAAAUGCAUCUAGGGAUUUUAAAUGGUUAAUAUUUCUACCAGUUGAUCAUCUUUUAAGCCUUUCAGUUGCCUCCGUAUUUUUAAGUUACAAAGAGCCUAUUUAUAAACAGGAAGGCUCAAGCUCUUGUUUUGUUGGGGUUUGGUGGCUGUGCACUUUAUUUCUUUGCUACUUUCUAUUUUUUUUAAAAAUAGUGCUUUGUUGACUGUAGAUUAUGUCGUUUGCCCUUCUAGAUCACUUAUUUGAAUUAAAAUGUAAUGUCAUCUCUAAAAUUAUCAGUAAUAUUAUUUAUUAUCUGAAUGAAAGAUUGUUUUUUAAUUAAACAUUUUUAUAAUCAACAACUUUUGUUCUAAAUUGAGCCAUUUCCGAUUGCUUGGUAUUGAAGGUAAUUUCGUAAUGGUUGCAACGAUACGGAAAGGAUUAAACAUAACAUAACCUUCAUAACAUAACCUUUAGUUUCUUUUAUAACCCCAGAUAUUGGACAGGUUCAUCUGAAAAUAUUGUAGUGAUUGUAGCAACAAUAUCCCCUGUGUUAAUAGUGUUCUUUUUUUUUUUUUUUAUGAAAGGCAAACCAUCUGCAUUGGCGGCAGCUGCCCUACAUGAUGAUGAUGUUGGUGCUGGUGGCGGAUGGGGUGAUGACGUUGAGGCUCUGGUCCUAGAUGAAGGUCAGUUCAUUGUUAAUUUUUUAAAAUUUUAAGUUUUUAAACUGUUGAGUUGUUCAGUACCAUGCGAUCUCAAAGUAUGCAAUCUUGAAGGAAUAAACACAGUGGGGGAAAAUCCUUACAAUUUAUAUACAUAUAAGCUUUUAACACUAUUUAAUCUAAAGAUAUUUUUUCCCUGGCUGUUAAAAACUUAAUUAUUUUUUUUGGUCCUUGAGUGCAAAAUUCACAUUGUUGAAAGUUUAAAAUUAUAUUUUAACCUUUUUUUUUUUUUUGUGUGCAUUUUUAUGUGUAUAGAGGGAGGAUUUGGAGAGGGUCUGGAUGAAGAAGGUGUGGCUACAGAAGGGGGAGGUUGGGAUGUUGAAGAUUUGGAACUUCCUGUGGACUUGGUAUAAAUUCACAUUGUUGAAAGUUUAAAAUUAUAUUUUAACCUUUUUUUUUUUUUGUGUGCAUUUUUAUGUGUAUAGAGGGAGGAUUUGGAGAGGGUCUGGAUGAAGAAGGUGUGGCUACAGAAGAGGGAGGUUGGGAUGUUGAAGAUUUGGAACUUCCUGUGGACUUGGUAAGUGUGGGUUACCGGUGGCUACCACUUUCUCAUUGCCAUAUAAAAUAUUAUGUAAUAUUGUUUUGUUAUCUGGGAGCCUUUGUUGUUUUUAAAAAAAACAAAAAUAGUUUAAUAUUUUUAUUACUCUCCUCAUUUAAAUUAUUUUUUACUAUUAGGAUGUAGGGGCGGCAGCUACAGGUGCUGGUGAAGAAGGUUACUUUGUGCCACCCAGUAAAGGAACCAGCCAAGCACAGGUAGGUUGCUUGAUAGGCAAGUGCUCAAAGAACUUGAAUUAUUUUUCUAAAAGAUGUAAUGCAACUUUCAUAAAAUUCAAAUAAAUGAAGGCAAGGCUUUCUAAAAUUUAAGUAUUAAAUUUAAUUAUUAUAAGAUUUUCUGAAAAAAUAAUGUUAACUAUUAAUCUUUAAAAGCUCAACGCUAUUAAAAUAACAUUGUCAACAGGUGUGGUGCAAUAACUCACAGUUGCCUGUGGAUCACAUUCUAGCUGGAUCAUUUGAAACAGCCUUUCGGGUUAGUAUUCAGUUUGCACCUUCUGAUUUUAAAUACAUUGUAAGAGGGUAAUGAUAUGAUUUAUAGAAUGCAUCAAUGAAUUCUAACAGUAAUAUUGAAGUCUUGAAAUUGUCUAUCUACUUAUGUUCAGCUGCUCCAUGACCAAAUUGGAGUUGUCAAGUUUGAUGAAUACAAGCAAAUUUUCCUACAAUCAUACAGCAGAUCAAGGACAUCUUUUGUGGGCCUGCCAUCAAUUCCGCCUUUGUUUUGCUACCCACACAGGAAUUGGUCAGUUCUUAUAAUAUUUGCGCUAUUCUAUUCAUUAAUUCGUUUUCAGAAAUAUAAUGGAUAGCUAGAAACUUAUAGUAGACAAAUAGAUCAAUCUCAUUACUGGCAAGAAUUGACUAAUCAAACAGAAAUUAUUAUCCAUUUAAUACUAUUACACAUUUGUGGAUUAAAUAAUUAAAGAAUUAUUUGCUUUAAUUUUGUUUAAAACUACUUUGACCCGGUAUCUAGACCUUUCAUCAAAACCUGUUCAUGAUUAUCAAACUAUUUUCCCCCCCAAAAAAUGAUUUCUCAUAGUUUUUCCACACCUCUAUAAUGAUGUUAUUUUAUGUUCAAAGGAAAGAUGCUGGGGCACGUAAUGGUGUGCCAGCUGUGGGCCUGAAGCUAACAGCAUUGGUCCAACAGUUGCAGGUAGCAUAUCAAUUCACAACUGCUGGCAAGUUUGGGGAUGCCAUUGACAAGUUCAGAUCAAUCCUUCUUAGUGUACCUUUACUGGUAGUGGAUUCCAAACAAGAGAUAGCCGAGGUAUGUACAAAAAUUAUUAAAUAAUUCUUACAUGCUAUAAAGAAAUUUCAUUUUUUUUGGGGUGCUUUUUGUGCUCCAAGUAUUUUAGCUUUUUAAUACCGGUAAGUAAUUAUUUCAUUGAUCUUAAACUCCAUGCAUUAUUUUGAAUUUUGCAUUUUAUUUAUUGCUAUCAUAAUCACAAUAUGAUAUGUAUGACUUAAUCUGCAGGCCCAACAACUUGUUGAAAUUUGUAAAGAAUAUAUUGUGGGCUUAAGCAUGGAGAAUGCUAGAAAAGAAAUGCCCAAGUCCACACUAGAGGAGCAGAAGAGGCUUUGUGAGGUAUGGGGAUUUGUUUCAAUAUAUUUAUCAGCUAAAUUUAACAAGAGAAACCACCUUGAAACUGAAUGUAGGAAGGCAUGUUUCAAAUAGUCUACAAUCUGUUUUCAUUUAUUAUUGAAGAAAUCAAUACAUCAUUUUAACCCAUUCCUGAAACCUUCACAAGGUCAGAUCAGGGAAAUCAUGUUUUAAAAAUGGACAUAAAUUACAAUAAUCUAUAACUUCUAUGUUGGAUAGUUAUCACAGCUCCAAUUAUUAUUAUUUUUAUAGAUGGCUGCAUAUUUUACACAUUGCAACCUGCAACCUGUCCACCUCAUCCUGACUCUGAGGACAGCGUUGAAUUUGUUUUUUAAAUUAAAGAACUACAAAACAGCAGCCUCUUUUGCUCGCCGCUUAUUAGAACUUGGACCAAAGCCUGAUAUUGCCCAGCAGGUAAAGACUUAAAAAUAUUACACUAAAACUAAAACCAAUAGCAAAACUUUUACAUUUGUAUUAUUAUGUGAGAUAUUUUAAUGGUGUUUCAGGUAACCCAGUUUUUGUAUACUUUUCAUAAGAUUACUGUGAUUUUAUGUCAAAAUUUAUUUUCCUUUAAUAACAUUUUUCUGAAAGCCUUGGCUGUUUUGUAAAAGUGCUUUCCAUUCUUCUUUACUUUGUUUCUGUCUGGUAUUUGCAACCACUCCAAUUUUUUUCUCCUUUUUUGGUGGUAUACAUAUAUUAUGUAAAAUUAAUUUAUACUUAUUUAAUUGUUUUGUUGUUAUGCUGAUGAAGGUUUAAAUGAUUUGUUGUUAUACUGAUGAAGGCAUGUGCCGAAACGUCUAUCUGUGUAUAAUGUUAAAUUAUUAUCAAAGCUUAACCCUUUACAGUCUGAUGCGCCCGAAAUGCGCAAAUUUUUUCCUUAAGCCUAGUCUGUAGCCUACAGACUGAGCCUAGUCUGUAGCCUACAGACUGUUGCGGCCAAACCCGCCCGUUUUGGGGUUGUUUACGUUCGUUCUUAAUACAGCGGAAAUCCAUUGCGCAUUACUAUUUAUAGUUUUACAGGUAGAAAGCCUCGUUGUCGGCAUUUAUUUUGAUACUAGUUUCAAUGUGGUGCGUUUAGGGGCUCAUUUUCUACCAUUUUUUUAAAAGGUUGUGAUUUUCUGCACUGUAAAAAUGGCUUUCCAAACCUUGGAUAAAAUUUUGAAAGAACUUAUUCCUAUAGAAGCUUCACUAUUUCAUGAGUCUAGCAGCUAUAUUGAAGAAUCUGAUCUAGAAAUUAAUUUAAAUGAUGCUACAAGUGAUUGUGAUUCAAGUGAAGAAGAUAAUAGUAAUAGUAGAGACAUCGAUGACAACGGACCUAUCAAUUCCACUCCAACUGAUGAGCAAGAUCAUGAGUGGUCUGGGAAUUUUAAACAAAUCAAAGUGGGAGGGUUUUUAGGAGCAACUUUUACUUAAAUCAAAUUUUUGUAUUUAAGUAUUUUAAAUUUUAUUUUCUCGCUUCUAGUUUAUUUUCUGUAAAUUAAUUAGAUAAGGAACCUUCAUUUAAAAUGGAGUUUUGUUCCCUACUUGAUCGUUGGGAGUAGAAAAAGCUGAAUAGGCUUGGACUGUAAAGGGUUAACAUAUAUUGUUAGAUUUAUAUUGACACAAAUUGUUCGUAUCUAAUUAAUUUGUUUUGUAAAGAUUUCCAAAUAAUAAAAACCUUUUGACAGUGUAACAAACCUUUUGACAGUGUAACAUCCCUUUUUUUUCUCUUAGACCCGUAAAAUUUUGUCUGCUUGUGAAAAGACCCCCACAGAUGAGCAUGAACUGAAGUAUGACCAGCAUAAUCCAUUUGAUAUCUGCGCAGCUUCUUACGUUCCCAUCUAUAGGUUUGUUGUACUUAUUUGUUGUUCACAAGCUGCUUUUACUUAAAAGUAGAAUCAAUCCAUAGAUUAUCUGUUGUUAACUUUGACUACAGAAUUCAACAGUGUGCAUUAAACAGAUGUAAGCUUAAUUUUUGUAUAUUCUUGAUUUAAAAUCUUAAUUUUACAAGUAGAGAAAGACUUGUGCCUUUUAUGUAAUGUUUAUUUUUUCUUUAGGGGUAAACCAGUUGUCAAGUGUCCAUUGAGUGGGGCUUGUUACUUGCCAGAGUUUAAAGGUCAGGUGUGCAGAGUAUCAAAGGUAAGUUCCCCUAUUUAUCUGUAAGCUCAUUGGUGCUCCUAGAUUGACUUACUAACUUCAUUAAUAAAAAAUAAAUCUUCUUUGAGCUAACUUUUUAAGGUUUAAUAUAAAAGAAAUGAAUGUGUAAAUUAUUGCUUUAGUCUGAACCAAUUGUUUGAAGUCAUAAAAAUUAAUGGAAACUUUUUUUGAUCAAGUCCUAGAUUACUUUACAUUUUUAUAAUCCUCAAAUACCGUUUUUGUAUUAAUAUAGUAUAAUAAGAUACCAACUCUAACCAACUAACCUUAAUUCACCAUUCCACAUUCUUUUUAUACCCCAUAUCACAUGAUCAUUCACUUCAGUUCUCCAACCAAUAUUCACACAUUUAUGCUUAAACAUUCAUGAAAACAAUUCAAGAGGGUCCACUUAUACAAUAUGACAACAACACAGGACAAUCAGGUCCCAAAGUUCAAUCAAUACACACAUAAUCAUCAGUGAUAUAUAAUUGAGUCCAAUUUUAACUAGCUGAAAUGAAUCAGAAUGUAAGCUAAUAUACAUGUUUCACUUUACAGGUGACAGAAAUAGGCAAAGAUUGUAUUGGACUCCGCAUUAGUCCCAUCCAGUUCCGUUAGAUAUUUAAACCAUUGCGAAAAUGAAUGUUUUUAAUGAAAGAAAUGUAAAAUGUAGACUUUGUUAAAACAGUCUAAAUUAAGUUUACACCUUUCUCAAUUUAAAUCUUUAAUGAAUGUCCAUGUCACGAGAUGUUUGUAACAGUUUACAUCAUAUAGGAUGAGACAAAUACUAUUGUGAUAAUUUAAAAAUGUUAUUAAUAUUAGUAAUUUAACCUAUUUUAAAAAAAGGAAAAGUUCAUCAAGUUACAGGGAUUGAUUUUUGGUAAUAUUUUAUGUUUCAAAUGGAGGGAUCUGCAGUCAAUUUAUUUCUUAAUAAUUUAUUUAAAAAAAUAAAGUUUAAAUUUUCUUUAGCAUGAUGAAAGGAGUUUCUUGAUCAUUAAACAUAUUUUUUUAUAGUUUAAAUACCUAAAAAAAUUAAUUACAUUGAUUAUUGUACUGGCAAUUGUAUAUUGUAUGAUUUGACUAUAUUUAUCUUUGUUACAUAACAUAAAACAUAGCCUGGUUUUGGGACCACCGGUUAUUGGUGGUCAUCAAGGAUGUCAUUUGAAUGUCUAUUUAAUUGUUACUGUUAUGUUAAUAAGGCUUGUAACAUGUAAGAAAAGAACACAUUGACUUUAUUUGCAUAGGUAAACAAUAUGUGCUUGUUCGCUGGGAUUUUUUUUUCUUCUUCAUUUUAUUGUUUAGAAAUAUUGUGUAUGUAUUUUUUACAAUUAAAUGUUUAAACAUAAAGCUACAAAUUACAAUAAACAUGAACAUUGAAAGUUUAGAUUUGAAGGAAAAAGAACAUAAUUUGAUCGAAAUCCUUUAGGAAAUAUGUAAGAAAAAUUGACAAAUAGAUUUGUAAGAAACUACCAUGUUUUGUAAUAAAUGUCAUGAUUCAUUAGUUGUUGCUAGGAAUAAUUAUUUUCAGUGUCUUUGCUAGCCUAUGAUAUUGAUAAAGAAUAAAACAACAGAACCUUGAAACCAUUGGUUUAUA
This is a messenger RNA of Lymnaea stagnalis (great pond snail), 23886 nucleotides long. Lineage: Eukaryota; Metazoa; Mollusca; Gastropoda; Lymnaeidae. The record is from the annotation of a GenBank genome assembly.